Molecule: messenger RNA, 1211 nt
Organism: Seriola dumerili (greater amberjack)
Lineage: Eukaryota; Metazoa; Chordata; Actinopteri; Carangiformes; Carangidae
Product: golgin subfamily A member 3-like
Exons: 1
Coding region: 53-1141 (362 amino acids)
Molecular function (GO): protein binding
Source: RefSeq, a predicted model, not a curated record
AAGACCCGCAUGUCUCUGUUUUGAUCUAAAGAGGCAUCAAUAAAACGGCACAAUGAAAGCAGGUUCAUCGUUGCUGCUCUGCCUGCUGGUGUCAUGGGCUCUCCAGGUGCGAACAAAUGAGGGAGGGGAGACCAAACUCCAUGAUCUCCUGCCUAACAAAAAGCUAACUCUGGACCAUGAUGCCGCAGCUGACCAGUUCACUGACCAGAACAGCACCACCCCUGACAUUUGGACAGAGUUGAGGGUGCUAAGGGACAUAGUGGUGAAGCAGAAUGCUGAGCUGAGGACCGUGGAGGCCAGGCUGAGGGAGACAGAGAUACAGGUAGAUGAGCAGAAGUUGGACCUCCUCCUCGCUAAAACCAGCUUGGAGGAACUGCAGACAGAUCAAACUGCCAUGGAGGGGAGAUUGGGAGCCAGUGAAAAACUAGGAGAAGACCUGAGGAAAGAAAACAUGGAGCAGUCGGCGGAGCUGACAGAUCUUAGAGCGAGGCUCGACGCCAGUGAAAGGCGUGUAGAGGAGCUGGAGGUCCAGCUUGAAAACCAGGCAGCUGAGCUUCUGUCCACACAAGCCAGAGUGGCAGUCAGCGAGAAUGAGCUGCAGCUCCUAAAGCGCAGGAUGGAUGACGUGCAGGCUGAGAACACAGUCCAAGAUGUUGAACUUUCAUCUUUAAUGGACAGAACAAACACUACAGAGCACCGAGUGGAUAUUCUAAUCAAAGACAGUGCGAAGGUGGCAUUUUAUGCUGCUUUGACAAACUCAGGAACAGUAGGACCUUACAAUACUCCAAAAGUCCUAAGAUUCAGCAAGGUCUUCACCAAUAUUGGCAAAGCCUACAGUCCAACAACUGGUUUCUUCACUGCACCUGUGAAAGGACUGUACUUUUUUAGAUUUACUGUAUGUAGUCAUAUGAAUGAACACAUCGUAAUGGCAGUGAAGCUAUUGCAUAACGGGAGAUCCAUAAUGUAUAAUUUGCAGACCUGGGAUAAUGGUUUUGGGCAGUUUGAGUACAUGUCUAAUGCUGUUAUUCUAGAACUGAAUGUCGGUGAUGAGCUACAUUUGGUCCUCCCAGAAGGGGGGCAAACCUAUGAUAAUGGAAACAAUCACAGCACAUUUAGCGGCUUCCUGCUUUUCGGUGUGUGAUGUCCAAUCCAAUCCAAUUUCAAACUUGGAAUUUAUGACCAUCCAUAUAAAUACAUUUUCUUUAUCUCUU